Messenger RNA from Diaporthe amygdali, 1272 nucleotides. Its product is annotated as chain endothiapepsin. NCBI's taxonomy places the organism in Eukaryota, Fungi, Ascomycota, Sordariomycetes, Diaporthales, Diaporthaceae. Gene Ontology annotation, biological process: proteolysis. Bases 1 to 1272 code for a protein of 423 amino acids. Gene Ontology annotation, molecular function: aspartic-type endopeptidase activity. The transcript is spliced from 2 exons. The record is from RefSeq and is a predicted model, not a curated record.
AUGGCACCUCUCGUGAAGACCGCCCUUGUGGCAGCAGCUCUCGCCAGCUCCGCCGUGAGCGCUCCUUCGAGCCUCCACAUUGGAACCCCUGCCAACACCCCCGACAACCUGGGCCCGGGCAAGGCCUCCUUCAAGCAGGUCCGCAACCCCAACUACAAGUUCAACGGUGCUCUGUCCGUCAAGAAGACCUACCUCAAGUAUGGCAAGCCCGUGCCGGACUGGCUCGAGGCUGCCGUUGCCAACAUCACGGCUGAGCUUGGUCUCGAGGGUCGCUCCACUGGCUCUGCCAGCGCCACCCCCAUCGACUCCUUCGACGAUGCCUACAUCACCCCCGUCCAGAUCGGCACCCCGGCCCAGACCCUGAACUUGGACUUUGACACUGGUUCCUCCGACCUGUGGGUCUUCUCCAGCUCUACGCCCUCCAGCGAGGUCAACGGCCAGACCGUCUACAACCCCUCCAAGAGCAGCACCGCCAAGCUCCUGAGCGGUGCCACGUGGAGCAUCACCUACGGUGACGGUUCCUCCUCCAGCGGAAAGGUCUACACCGACAAGGUCACCGUUGGUGGUCUGUCCGUGGCCAGCCAGGCCGUCGAGAUCGCCACCACCGUCUCCAGCUCCUUCUCCUCGGAGUCUGAGACCGAUGGCCUGCUCGGCCUGGCGUUCAGCAGCCUGAACACCGUCUCGCCCACCCAGCAGAAGACCUUCUUCGACAACGCCAAGGCGAGCCUGGACUCCCCAGUCUUCACGGCUGAUCUUAAGUACCACACUGCCGGUACUUACAACUUCGGUUUCAUUGAUGACACCGCCCACACCGGGUCCAUCACCUACACCUCGGUGUCAACCUCCCAGGGCUUCUGGGAGUGGAAGUCGACCGGCUACUCGGUCGGGUCCGGCUCGUUCGUGUCGACCACCAUCGACGGCAUCGCCGACACCGGCACGACCCUGCUGUACCUGCCGACCUCGAUCGUCAGCGCGUACUACAAGCAGAUCAGCGGCUCGUCCAACAGCAACACGUACGGCGGCUACGUCUUCCCCUGCAGCGCCACCCCUCCCAGCUUCACCUUCGGCGUCGGCUCCGCCCGCAUCACCAUCCCCGGCAAGGUCAUCAACUACGGCGCCGUCACCACCGGCAGCUCCACCUGCUUCGGCGGCAUCCAGAGCUCCUCCGGCAUCGGCAUCAACAUCUUCGGCGACGUCGCCCUCAAGGCUGCCUUCGUUGUCUUCGAUGGCUCCUCCACCCCCCGUCUGGGAUGGGCCCCCAAGACCGUCUAA